Messenger RNA from Babesia bovis T2Bo, 961 nucleotides. RefSeq lists its product as uncharacterized. NCBI's taxonomy places the organism in Eukaryota, Apicomplexa, Aconoidasida, Piroplasmida, Babesiidae. Bases 21 to 941 code for a protein of 306 amino acids. The transcript has a single exon. The record is from RefSeq and is a predicted model, not a curated record.
UAAAUACACAAAAUAGCAUAAUGGCGAACUAUAUGAAGAAUGGGCCAAUUGCACGAAUGAUUAAAUUGCCACAAGGGCAUUAUAGAAGGGUAGGAAAUAGCGAUGCGCCAGACUUCCUUAAAGAUGUAAAUCUAGGGGAGCAUAUAUUUGAAGACCUACAAGCUUGCUGUGAAAACACAUGUUUUGUUAACGAAGAUGAAUAUGCAAAACUCAAACCAAAUUCAGAACUGUUCACCGAUGCCUGUGGCGAAAAAUUACAGGAAUUGACAGGAGCAGAUGACGCGCAACUAUUCUACGAUGCAUACAGCAAUAAACUGGCCCCAAGCGUUAAUGAAACUGGUGUACAGACGUCAUUCGAAGUAGAAGAUAGAGUAGAAAUAGCAGUGGCAACCACUCAAGAACAUAUUGAACAACAGGAUAGCAAUAGAGGAGAACAACUACAACAAGAUGAACAACAAGAUCAAGACACCAAAAACGAACAAGAACAAGCCAAAGAUGCAGCACAAGACCGACCAAGUGCUAUGACGGAUAGGUUGAACCAAAUGGGAAUUACUAUGCAAUUAGAUCCAACCAAUCCAGAUGUAUUUAAAAAUAACGGUGUACCAACAUUAUUCUACACCAAAGGAAGGAUUAACCCUACGCUAGUCAUUAUCACGAUCGACUACGAAUUGCAAGUUAUAUACAUGUCCAGAAAUUCAAUUAAUCGAUUCUUCCCAAUCAAACUCAUUAGUAGACUAGUAACAAGCCCAGACAUCAUACAAGAAGAGUUCGAAAAACAUAUAGAAGCGGAUAGAGAAAUUAAAUUGGAUAAUACUAUACUCAUCAAUGCAGCCAACUUCACAGACUCAGUAGCCAUACAGUUCCCCGACCCAAUAUUAAAGGAUAGAUUCACAAGUGAUCUCAAACAACUAAAAGCUGAUAUAAGAAACCAACAUCAAUGAAUUAACAUGGAACAUGAACG